ACAUGACGUCCCUUUAAGAUCAUCCUUGACCGCCCGCGACCACGGCACGAGACAAAUGACCAGGGCAGAGUUACAGUGUAGCAGAUCGCGUCUCAUAUCGGUCCCGUUUGAAACGGAUUUAUAACCCGGUGAUCGGUGAUUUGGCGGCUCAUACGAAGGAAGAACCUCCGAUGCGGAUCAUUCAAGCACUUUUACGCGCGAUGCGAGACACGAGUUGGGAUGUCGAAAUGACGCACCUUGGGUUAUUUUAACAGAUUGUGAAGUUUUAGUUGUUUUUCUUUAUUUCUGGACUGCUUCUUGGAAAUCGACUUGCAUGCACAGCCAAGCAAAACAAUAACAAGUAGCUUCGCUAAACAGGAAGAGCAUUUUAAUGCACAUUUACGCGUGGGAGAAUGCCACAAGACUUUUAAGUGCCUUGUUUAAACACAUCAUUGGGCGUCGUUGUUCUUAAACUACUCUGAAUAUUUGCGCCAUCGGUUAAGUGAGAAGUUGCAUCCGUGGAGAGGAAAGCAGCGAUAGUUUGUUCUUCUUUUCUUGUAGGAUAGCUGAGCCAAACUCGGUCUCCCUCAAUGACUCUCGACAACGUAAAACAUUCCGCGAUACUCACGACUUUUUUAAAAAUGGAAGUCGAUAAUGAUUUGAUAGGCGCCUCUGAAUUCAUAAAAGAUCGUCUCUAUUUUGCCACCUUACGAAGCAAGCCGAAAAGCACCGCAAACACGCAUUACUUCAGCACGGAUGAGGAGUUUGUGUAUGAAAAUUUUUAUGCAGAUUUUGGGCCCCUCAACCUUGCUAUGCUGUACAGAUACUGCUGUAAGCUCAACAAAAAGCUGAAGUCUUUUACACUGUCCAGAAAGAGGAUUGUGCACUACACCAACUUUGACCAGCGCAAAAGGUCCAAUGCCGCUGUGCUCAUCGGUGCCUAUGCUGUAAUUUACCUAAAGAAAACACCAGAGGAAGCCUACAGAGCCCUUAUCUCUGGCUCCAAUGCCUCAUAUCUCCCCUUCAGGGAUGCUUCAUUUGGGAAUUGCACAUACAACCUGACGGUUCUCGAUUGUUUGCAAGGCAUUAGGAAGGCCCUUCAGCAUGGAUUCUUGAACUUGGAGACGUUCGACGUUAAUGAGUAUGAGUAUUAUGAGCGUGUGGAGAACGGAGAUCUGAACUGGAUCGUCCCCGGCAAACUUCUUGCAUUCAGUGGGCCUCAUCCAAAAAGUAAAGUAGAGAACGGUUACCCUCUACAUGCACCUGAAGCCUACUUCCCAUAUUUCCGCAAGCACAACGUCACUACCGUAGUGCGCCUCAACAAGAAGAUCUACGAUGCCAAGCGUUUCACGGAUGCUGGAUUUGACCAUUACGAUCUGUUCUUCGUGGACGGCAGCACGCCCGGUGACGUCAUCACCCGGCGCUUCUUGCACAUCUGCGAGAGCACAGAUGGGGCGCUGGCUGUACACUGCAAGGCGGGUUUAGGCCGGACAGGCACUCUGAUUGGCUGCUACCUGAUGAAGCACUACCGUUUCACGGCUGCCGAAGCCAUCGCCUGGAUCCGCAUCUGUAGACCCGGCUCCAUCAUCGGACCCCAGCAGCAUUACUUGGAAGAGAAGCAGGCGAGUCUCUGGGCACAUGGAGAUUUGCACCGCGCAAAGCAGAGGCAGUACGAGGACCGUUCUGUGCCUCCCCUUAUCUCCAGUAUGGACAACCUCUCCAUCAACACCACCUUCUACAAAUCCCACAGCAUGGAUCGCAUGGAGGAGAAUGAUUAUGCAGAGAACGACCUCGGAAUGACUCAAGGAGACAAACUGCGUGCCUUAAAGGGUCGACGGCAGCCCAGGUCUGCGACCACCGGAGCCAUAAGACUUGAAGAAAUGAAACUGCACACUAGAUCCACAUCACAACCUCUCAGCAGGAUAAGGCCAGCAGCCAAUUGCCAGGGCUCCAUCUCCCCCCUAAAAUCCUCUAAAGUCCCACCAUCUUCUGUGUCCGCAUCUGCCAAGCGAAUUGGCCGUUCCUCCUCUUCAUCAACCAACCUCAAAAGCACCAGGUUAGCCAGCUCUCUGGGUAACUUGCACGAGCCCGAUGAAGAAACCAAGAGCUCUAGGAAACAGCCCUCCCCCUCCUCGUUCACUUCCUCAACUCCUUCCCACCCCGUUCGCAUGGGCUACAGCAGCCCGCACAAUUACCACUUUGAAGUCAACAACAACAAUCAAUAUAACACUUCCAAUGCCCCGAGCACCAACGGGGCGAGCCCAAGCAGCGGCGCAAAAAGCCUGACAUACAACCUCAACAACACCAGCUUGGGGGGACCUUCCACCAUUGGAAGGCUGGGGACCGAGGAGCAGGGGCACUACAGAAAUCCCCCAGCAGGGCUGAGCGGGGUCUCUGCACGCUACCUUAGCCGCUCCAUUCCCUCUCUUCAGUCUGAGUAUGUUCAGUACUAAAGCGGCCACUUUUCGUUAACCCCGUUCCGUACUGCUGGCCCGGUUCCGACCCACGACGGUGUCACUGUGACCACCGCUUCUCCAACUUUCUGUCACAGGCACUCAAAGGAAAACGAAUUCGAGAGGAAGUGCUUUGAAGACUGAAUGUCUCCCAUAUGAUACAUCCUGCUUAUCGGGAUUGAACUGAUCUGGAAUCUGCUGUAUGCUGUUCAUUAACCGACAACAAAGAACUUGCUUUUGCCGUUUUUUUUUUCAACACGGUUAAUCCUUUUGCUUUUUUCCUUAUUUUUUUUUUUUUUUAAAGAGGUACUUUUCAUGUUUGAAUUUACAUAGUUGUACUGAAAAAAAAUGUAUUUUUAGAAAAAUAAUUUUGUACUAUUUUAUCUACAAUUACACAUGAUCUUAUACUUGCCGACAAACAUGUUUUGUUGAAAUAUUUGGACUAGAGAGUUUGUUCUACUUAACAAAUAACAUAUCAAGUGCGAGGGCUAUAUUUGAAAGGUGCAAAAUGGGUUGACAGCUAUGUGUUGUCUUCAAAGGGAUUUUCAGGGCGUUUUUAGGCACAUGAAAGAGAUAAGUGUGUAUUUUCUUCAGUGGGGUUCGGUGGGUCUUAGGUGGGCUUGUUUCUACGCAACAACGGAUGGCUAAUGAGACCACGACCAUUUGCAAGCGCAAAUGUAUUUUUCUCGUUAUAUGAUGGGCUUUGUUUGUUCAGUAAGGGUAACUGGUUGGACUCCUGUUCAUUUCCCAGGCCUUUGUGACAUCAUAAUGAACGUGAUUAUCAAACUAAUUCAGCUGUCAGCUUGCUCCUUUUUCAAGAGCUUUAAGGGCUGUUGAGAACACAUAAGAUCCGACACUACAUCUUUCACGAUUGUCAUUUUCAACAGCGCCCCAAAGCACAAAUGAAACACCUCAGAAUGUAGGCGCAAGUUGCACACACUUUGGUUGCUGGUCUUAACAUGCCUAGGCCAUGUCCACACCAAUCCAUUUUCUUCUGGAAACUGAUUACGUUUCCUAACAUCACUGUUUUCCAAAGUAUGCGGUUAUGGAGAGUUUCAAAGUGCUCCAUUUUCGAUAGAGGAAAAAGCUUAUCUAGUGUAGAUUAGAGGCAUAAACAUAGUGAGAUUAAUGCGUUUUCAUACAAAAACGUAUUAGUGUGGACGUGGCUAUAGGGCGAUAAUGUAUGUGAAAUGAAAUUGUAUGCAGGGAUAAUGGAUGUUUGUAUGUUCAAUGGUAAAUGGCGGUAUUAAAGUAUGCGACAUGGCUUGUUCACAAGCUGCAUUUUUAUCUAGACUUUCAAUUAUGAUGGAAGCACACGUAAAAGCAACAACAUACAUAAAACCCUUCAUGUUCUUAAUGCACAAAGAAAGCAUAAACUAUUUAGAAAAUGUUUAUCUAACAAGGGUUGGAUGGUAAAUGUCUAAUAGAAUUUGGAUAUUUGUCCAGAUUUGACCGUAAAAACAUCGGUUAAGAGGUUGUUUACAAUCAGGCGAAAAUUGUUUAUCGUACAGUGUUCGUAUAGGUUCACCUGCAAGGUUUAAGCUAAGACUGUUGGAAUAUUGAUGUAGUUAGACCAAAAAAAUGAGCAUUCUGUCAUUUACUCGCCCUCGAGUGGAAUGACUAUUUAUGUUCUAAGUCUUCUGAAUAUAUCCGUUAGCUUUGUGCGAGGAACAGAUCUGCGAUACUUAUCCAAACUUAUUUGUGCUUUUCCGAUAUUCAAACUUGGCGCAACGGGAUUUGUUACGAGAAAUGAGAACCAAUGGCUUUCGACGGCAUUGACGUCAAACCUGCCAAGAUGCGUCUUAAUGCGGCAUUUUUAAAAUGCGAAUGCGUGAGAUUGGAAAGCUGCGAGGUCUUUAGUGAAUCAUGACUUGCAUUUCAGCGUGUUCCUCGUACAAAGCCAUUGGCUUCAGAAGAGUUCAGAUUAUAGUGCACAAUUCCCAGCCCCCAUUCACUUUUGUUGUAUGGAAAAAGCAGUGUGAACAUCUCUUAUUUGUGUUCCAAUGAAGGAAUGAGUCAUACAGAUUGCCAUGAGGGUGAAUAAAUGACAGAAUUUUCAUCUUUGGUUGAACCAAAUCCUUUAUGUUUUACUUUGAACAAAUGCUUCAGGACACUUCACGUGUUUUUGCAAUUAUGACUUGAUGAAUGAAUUCUUGACUGUUCUGUAUCCUAUUUCACCCUGUAGCACUCUGUACAUUCCAAAUGGUGUUAUGAUCUAUGUAUAAACAUUUUGGAAGAAUCUUAUUUGAUUGAAGGUUUCUACCUCUUUGAUGUAUAUGGUUGUAUCUGCUGUAAACUACUCCUUGCUUAUGAAAUUUAUAUAUUUUUGAAACAGUGUGUCAAGAAAAUCUAACAAUGUUACUGUAGAGUAUUGGUUUGUUUUUCACAAAUAUAGUGAUAUAUAAAGUAAAAUACAAAGUUGAGGAUUGUACAUUUAUUCUUUUACAUUGUAAUCAAGAUUUAAAAAACCAGAACAAAAUAAAAGACUAAUUUUCAACAGAAGCGUGCAUCAUGUGGAAACCAAUGUAAUCACUUUUGCUUCUCUUUGUGCAGUUGCCCAAUUAGUCUUUAAGAUAAGUUUGCACUGUAAAGAUUUUGUCCAUCGGUGGCAAAAAUACAGUUUUUGGUUUUUUUUACAGCUGCACAAAAGUAAAUUAAGUAGCAGCGAUAUUCUCUCCCUUACAACCAUCAAAGUGGGAACUGCAAAUCGCCACAUUUAUGGACUAGAGUUGUCUUUCCUUUUGAGUUUGUCUGGCAGCAGGCGUUCUGCCGUGGGCGUCAAUGACAGCUGUGAAAAUGGAUGCAAGUCGAAUGACUGUUCACAACCAUAAAUGUGGCAAGUAUUUCGAAAUGUCAGUUCAAUUUAUGCAUGAGUUGAUUCUUUUGUUUCUUUUAGUGGUAACAUUUUACUGCAAGGUUGUAUGCAUUAACAUUCGUUAAUACAAUACACUGAAAAACAUUUUUAUAUUGUGAAAUAAAUAUAGCAGAAAAGAUUGUA
This is a messenger RNA of Myxocyprinus asiaticus (Chinese sucker), 5430 nucleotides long. RefSeq names its product dual specificity protein phosphatase CDC14AB. Gene Ontology annotation, molecular function: protein tyrosine/serine/threonine phosphatase activity; protein serine/threonine phosphatase activity. Gene Ontology annotation, biological process: regulation of exit from mitosis; microtubule cytoskeleton organization; protein dephosphorylation. Gene Ontology annotation, cellular component: nucleolus; spindle pole; centrosome. NCBI's taxonomy places the organism in Eukaryota, Metazoa, Chordata, Actinopteri, Cypriniformes, Catostomidae. The transcript has 16 exons. Bases 570 to 2432 code for a protein of 620 amino acids. The record is from RefSeq and is a predicted model, not a curated record.